Caenorhabditis briggsae is the source of this 612-nucleotide messenger RNA. The record is from RefSeq and is a predicted model, not a curated record. Lineage: Eukaryota; Metazoa; Nematoda; Chromadorea; Rhabditida; Rhabditidae. The coding region runs from base 1 to 612 and encodes 203 amino acids. The transcript is spliced from 3 exons.
AUGUUUCUAUUCAGUACAGUACUAAUAUUCUUAACAUCUACAGUAGUAGGAUUAGAGGAAAAACUUAACACUACCACCACAGCUUUGGCAAAUGUAGGAGAUGCUCAUAUCCGACAAAAACGCCAAUUCGGAUUUGGCGGUGGCUUCGGAUUCGGUGGCGGUUUCGGCGGCGGAUUUGGAUUUGGAGGUGGUGGCUGCUGUGUCACCACAAUGAUUUGCUGCCAGAUGCCUAUUCCACCACCAAUUCCACCACCAAUACCAGUACCCAUACCUGCCCCGGUACCUGUUCCUCAGCCAGUUCCGCAACCUGUUCCAGUUCCAAUGCCGAUGCCGAUGCCGAUGCCGAUGCCAGUGCCUGUGCCAGUUCCUGUACAAAACAACUGCUGUAGCUGCUGUAUGCCGGUUUGUAUGCCGGUUUGCAUGAGAGGGUACCGACUAAAAAAAGAACAUUUGUAUUUGCUAAGUGGUUUUGUCAUUUCAGAGGUUGUGGUGGAUACGGAGGUGGUUAUAGUUCUAGUUACGUUUCCGGUGGAUGUUAUAGUGGCGGAGGAUCGUCGUGUGGCUGUGGAGGAGGUUUCGGUUACGGUAGGAGAAAGCGAGAAACAUUGUUGA